Molecule: messenger RNA, 10516 nt
Organism: Paramecium pentaurelia
Lineage: Eukaryota; Ciliophora; Oligohymenophorea; Peniculida; Parameciidae
Source: the annotation of a GenBank genome assembly
AUGGAUGAUUUAAAAUUAUAUGAUUUCGAAAAACGCAAUAAAAAUAAAAAUAGUAAUUAUGCUCUAUAUUAUAGAUAGGAAUAUAUAUUCUGGAAGUAUUGUGAAACUUAUGAUUGCUACAAUCCUAUAUAUUGUUUAGGGUUGUCAAUAUACAGAUUAUGAAGAAAGUUUGCUAAGUAAAAAAAAUUAAAUAGAAAAAACAAUAAUUUAUUCGUAAGGUUCAACCCAAUCAUUUGCUUUUUGGAGUUUCUGUAUUCCAGCUUGGGAAGUUGAUGGCUAUCCACAAGUUGAGGAAAUGAUGUUUGAAGAUAAUAGAAAUUAAUAGCUUCUAUUUUUGAUAAAUUCAGGGCAAAACGACCAAUCUUUGAUAAUGUUUAUGUAUGUUGAUUUUAUUAGUGGUAAAAAUGAAGUAAUUCACAGUCUUCAUAUAAAUACUUAAUUAUAAGAAAAAGUUUAUGAAUACAAAUUUGAUUCUAAGAUUUAUGAAGGGAAGUGGUAUUUAAGCAUGAUAACUAUUGGAUCCCAAUUUAUAAAAUUCUAAACUUCAGAAUCAAACAAUUAUUAUGACAUUUAAGAUGAAAUACCUAUAUUCAAUACAUUUCAAAUCAUAAUUGGUGGUACAGGAAUUGUAAAUUAAUUAUAAAUAAAUUUAGGUCAGUCACAAAUACUAUCUGGGGAUAUUUAGAGGAAGAUUAUCUAAGCUUAUAACCAUAGAGGAUGAAGUAAACUAAAACUUAAUUUGGGUUCUUUCUAACUGCUAUGUACCUAUAAACAUAAAUGGAGGAUAAACAAUUUACUUAAUAAAUGAUGUGUAAAUUUUUAAAGGAAAUACAUAAUUGAUAAAAGAAAUAGAUUAGGUAGGCAAGAGUUUUCGCUUUUUUUGUUGGGUUAAAUAUGAUUUUUCAGAGGCAAGUUUCACAACAACCUAUUUAUUACUUAGACUUACAAUAUUCAAGAAUUAUGGGGAUGAAUUGAGAUUAGGUGAUGAACUGGCUAAAAUCACUGUAGAUUUAGACAACUCACAACCUUAAAAUUGUGGUUAUGAUGUAAUUUCCCAUAUGUAUUCUACCCCAAAUUUCGGUCCUAUAAAUGAAUAAUACUAGUAAAGACUUAAUUUUCGAGAUUAUGGUGGAUACUUUUAUCAAUAAUUAUAAUAGUGGCAUAUUGUUUCAUUCUUUUACAGAUAAACUGAUGGCCCUUCUGUGACUUUUAAUUUUAUUUCUUCAAAUAAUAUUAUUCAUGAGAAAUUUCCUGAAGAAUAUGCUUAAGGAUUAUUUACUAACACUAAAUAUUAUGCUAUUAUUGGAAGUGAUAGAACAAUAUAAUAAAAAUUGAGAGGUCAAAUCGCUAAUGCAAAAUUUGAGUAUAAUUNAUGAUUUAAAAUUAUAUGAUUUCGAAAAACGCAAUAAAAAUAAAAAUAGUAAUUAUGCUCUAUAUUAUAGAUAGGAAUAUAUAUUCUGGAAGUAUUGUGAAACUUAUGAUUGCUACAAUCCUAUAUAUUGUUUAGGGUUGUCAAUAUACAGAUUAUGAAGAAAGUUUGCUAAGUAAAAAAAAUUAAAUAGAAAAAACAAUAAUUUAUUCGUAAGGUUCAACCCAAUCAUUUGCUUUUUGGAGUUUCUGUAUUCCAGCUUGGGAAGUUGAUGGCUAUCCACAAGUUGAGGAAAUGAUGUUUGAAGAUAAUAGAAAUUAAUAGCUUCUAUUUUUGAUAAAUUCAGGGCAAAACGACCAAUCUUUGAUAAUGUUUAUGUAUGUUGAUUUUAUUAGUGGUAAAAAUGAAGUAAUUCACAGUCUUCAUAUAAAUACUUAAUUAUAAGAAAAAGUUUAUGAAUACAAAUUUGAUUCUAAGAUUUAUGAAGGGAAGUGGUAUUUAAGCAUGAUAACUAUUGGAUCCCAAUUUAUAAAAUUCUAAACUUCAGAAUCAAACAAUUAUUAUGACAUUUAAGAUGAAAUACCUAUAUUCAAUACAUUUCAAAUCAUAAUUGGUGGUACAGGAAUUGUAAAUUAAUUAUAAAUAAAUUUAGGUCAGUCACAAAUACUAUCUGGGGAUAUUUAGAGGAAGAUUAUCUAAGCUUAUAACCAUAGAGGAUGAAGUAAACUAAAACUUAAUUUGGGUUCUUUCUAACUGCUAUGUACCUAUAAACAUAAAUGGAGGAUAAACAAUUUACUUAAUAAAUGAUGUGUAAAUUUUUAAAGGAAAUACAUAAUUGAUAAAAGAAAUAGAUUAGGUAGGCAAGAGUUUUCGCUUUUUUUGUUGGGUUAAAUAUGAUUUUUCAGAGGCAAGUUUCACAACAACCUAUUUAUUACUUAGACUUACAAUAUUCAAGAAUUAUGGGGAUGAAUUGAGAUUAGGUGAUGAACUGGCUAAAAUCACUGUAGAUUUAGACAACUCACAACCUUAAAAUUGUGGUUAUGAUGUAAUUUCCCAUAUGUAUUCUACCCCAAAUUUCGGUCCUAUAAAUGAAUAAUACUAGUAAAGACUUAAUUUUCGAGAUUAUGGUGGAUACUUUUAUCAAUAAUUAUAAUAGUGGCAUAUUGUUUCAUUCUUUUACAGAUAAACUGAUGGCCCUUCUGUGACUUUUAAUUUUAUUUCUUCAAAUAAUAUUAUUCAUGAGAAAUUUCCUGAAGAAUAUGCUUAAGGAUUAUUUACUAACACUAAAUAUUAUGCUAUUAUUGGAAGUGAUAGAACAAUAUAAUAAAAAUUGAGAGGUCAAAUCGCUAAUGCAAAAUUUGAGUAUAAUUAUGAAGAAAAUACAGAAUUGAAUAUUGGUAUUAUAAUUAUAUCAUAAGGUAGGCUGUCAUUAAACAUGCAGUAAAUGUAAUGGUCCAUUAUCAACAAAUUGUUUAGAAUGUGAUAGUAACAAAAAUAGAAUAUUCUCAGAAGACUUAAAGAUUUGUUCUUGCAAAUAUAAUUUUAUUGAAUAAUAAGAUGAGUGUAAAUCAUACACUCAGAUUUAUUCUAAUAUAUAAAUCUUAGAUGUUUUCUUAGAUUAGAAUAACUUAAUUUGUGAGUAUGGAUAUUUCUACUUACCUACAAUCAAGGAAUGUAUUAAAUGGUAUGAUUUUUAAUUAAACUAAUAAAUAGUCCAUAAGAGAAUAAAGUUACUAUUCUAUGUGCUGAUUGUCUCAUUUAUCCAAAUACUUGGUAUUAAAAACCUGUGUGUACAAUAGACUAUAUAGUUGAUAGUGAUUCUGAAAAGCCAGCUUAUAGAUUAGAAUAGAGGUCUACUUUUAAUUAUGAUGUCUAUUUGAUUGAUUAAGAUGCUAAUUUAGUAUUAAUUAAUGGAGUUGAAAAUUAUUGUAAUGGUGAAAAUGAUCUUCCAAAUUUCUUUAAUAUAGAAAAGCAAACUCAUUUGUUUGAAACUUUUUACAUUAUGUGUAAAUAGGAUCAUUAUUUUGAAAAUAAUAAAUGUUUGAAGUCUGUAUAACAUUGUAUUAAAUCACAUUAUUGGUUUUAAAUUUGUUAAUAAUGUGAAAAUGGAUAUUAUUUAUAUAAUAAUAUUUGUGUAAUAUGUGAAAAUUUUUGCACUAAAUGUCAGAUGAUAAAUUAUGAAUAUUAUUAAUAGUAUUAGUGACUUUAAUGUCCAGAUGGAUAUGAGAUUAAUAAUAAACAAGGUUGUACAAAAUGUGGUCAUAAUUGUUAGAUUUGCAAAUUUUAGUAAAUGUAGAAUUCUGAUAUAUAACUUUUAAGAUGUUUAAAAUGUGUACAUGAUCAAAAAUAUUAUAUUUCAUUAGAUGGUGAAAAUUGCUUUGAAAAUCAAAUACAAAAUUGUCUUUAUGCUUUUGAAGUAUCAAGAAAUGAUAAUAAAAUUAACUCAUUAGAAUAUGAAUUUAAUACAAUUUAAAGUGGUUCUCUCUCCAUAUGCGGAUAAUGCUAAGAAAAAUAUACCUAUAAUAUUGAUACGAAUCAAUGUGAAUCAUAAUAAUCUGCUGAAUGUUACUAUAGUUAUAGUUACAUAACACCACAAGCUUUAAUAAAAGAAGUCUGUUUAUUUGGACCUAAAAUAAAUACAAUCGUAGAUCCUAUAUCAUUCAUUACUGAAAGCCCUUGUCUUAAUUAUAAUUGUCACAUUUGUAUGAUUAGAUAAAUCAAUAUAAAAGUCUCUUACAUUUGUCUUGAAUGCAAUAAUGGUUAUUAUGCAGAAAAACUGUCUGGAUAUUGUCUACCUUGUCCUUAAGAACUAAAAUGUUAAGUUUGUUAUUAAUAACAUAAAAUAUCCAAAGAUAAUUGGAAGAAUUAAAUUCGUGCCUUUUAUAGGUCUAUCAUAGAUGAUGACUUACAAUCACAUUCAUUUAUUGAAUAUGGUCUUAGUUAAGAUAUUGGAGAUUAUGAGAUUGUCUGCCAAUUUUGUAUUGAUGGAUAUUAACUUCAUAAUGGAAAAUGUAUUCCAGUCUGCCCUAGUUCUUGUUUAAAAUGUAAAAUAAUAAAUGAUGAGAAUAUCUGUAUCUAAUGUCCAUAAAUUCAAGGCAAAAGAAGUUUAAGUGUAUAAAAUAAUUAAUGUAUAUAAUGUCCUGCAUUUUGUGUAAUUUGUCGUAUUAGAGAAUAAGAAGAAAUAAAAUUAAUUAAUCCAGUUUUUAAUAAUUUGGACUUUUAUUAUUAUUCAAAUUAGUGUUUAUAAAAAUAACUAGGAUAUUAUGAUAAAGAUUUGAAAAUGUAUGUUGAUUGUCCUUAAGGUGCUUGUAUGAAAGAACUGUACUUAAGUUUAUUGUUGUAUUGUUAAAAAGAAGAAUAUGAUAAAGAGAUUUAAUUUUUGAAGAGUGAAGAAGAUGUUAAAAGCUUUAAGCAAAAGAAUAUAUUAAUUGAUGAUUUAUUCUCAAAUUCUAGUUUUCCAUAAGUAUUUUUUUAAAUAAAUCUUUUAGUUCGAGUAACCAGAAUUUUAUCAGAUGGCCAAUGAGUAGGUUGUCAAAUCUAUAAUUAUCACAAUUCAUAGUUUAAAACCUUAAAAUUGCAUAAUCACUAAUAAUAAUAAAAGUAUUAAACAAAAAUUUAGUUAAAAUAUCUUCUCAGCCAUGUAUUUAAUUUUAUAUAAUUUAGAAAUGUUCAAUUGGAACUUUAUGGAAAUGAGAAUACAAUUUUUUAAUAUGAUAAAACAAUUUAGAUUGUAAACUUCAAGAAAGUUAUUUUUAAUGGAAUAAUUUUAUAACCAUCUAUAUAUUUUGGUUUUAAGCAAUUAUUUUUUAACAGUAUCUUUGAAUAAACAAUACAAUUAAUAAAUACCAGAUAUAUAAGUGACUUUAAAUAUUAAUUUUAAUCUUAAAUUUUAAUAUGGAAUUCCACAGAUGUUCUGAUAUCUACUUUUACAAUUUAAGAUUUAAUUUUAAGUGAUGUCUAAGCAUUUAUUUUAGUGGAAAAUAUAAACUCUAUUCAAAAAAUUAUUAUUGAAAAUAUGAAUGUGAUAAAUUGUAAAUUCAACAUGCUUAAUGUUUUCUAAUUUAAUACUAAAUCUACUGACUAAUUAAUUUUCUAUUAAUCAAAUUUUAACUCAAUCUGGUUUUAUGCAUCAAAACUAAUAUAUUCAACUUCUGGAUCUCUUCUAAUUUAAGAUACUGUAAUUUAAUAAUGUGUGAUAAAAGAUGUACUAAAUUUAAUUGGAGGAAACUUAUUGAUGUAAAUAUAAAUUAAAUAAGUUUUAAUAUAAACAAAUAAAAUAGUCUAUUCGAAGAUAUUUGGUAUGGGUUAUAAAUUUGUUACUAUUUUCUUUCAUUUUAUUAAAAAUGAAAUUUUGGAUUAUUCUUCACUUAUUAGCAAUUAUAAUUCUUAAGUAGAAACAGUAGAUAUUACACAAAUUGAAUUUUCAUUAAAUGUAUAUGACAAAUCAUCUAAUUUUAUUAGCAUAAGAAACGAUCUUUAUACAUAUAAAUAAAUUAAAUUUAAUAGUUUGACACUUCAUGUCAAUGUACUUAAUAGUAAAUUUAAUUAAAUAUCGCCCUUUAACCCAAAAGAAUUUCUUAUUUUCUUAGAUGUAUAAGAUUUAGAAAUAAACAAUUUGGUCAUCACAAAAGGUUUUGGAAUUACAGAUAUUGUAGUCUAAAAAGGAAGAUUUUUGAAAUUACGUUAAGUACAAAUUCUAUAGGAUAAAUCAUAUUAAAUUUAAGGACUUCAUUAAUAUGCAGAUUGUGUUGAAAGUGAAGCAGAAACAAAAUAUUCCUUUACAUCACUCUAUCUUUAUAAUAUCGAGUCGAUUGAAAUAUAAGAAUUAUUAAUCGAAUCUGUUACAAUGAUAAAUAAUCCAAUCAUACAUAUUCUAUAACCUGAAUCAUACUUUAAUAUUAUUAUUUCAGAAUUAUAUUUCAAAAAUAACCUCGUUUUGAUAUUAAAUUCUUAGGACUAAGCCUCUAUUCUUUAAAUAACAUCCCAAUCAUAUUCAUUUAUAACUAUUUAAAAUUCAGUAAUGGAAAAUAAUCUAAUGCAUUAAUAUCGUCAAAAUGAUUAAAUAAACUCAGCAUUACUUUUUAACUUUGAUUGUUCCGAAUGUACAACUAAUCUUGAAAAUCUAACAAUUUAAGCAAAUCUAGUUACUAAUUCGACAUAAGGCAUUCUUUUUUUGAAAUCAAAUAAAAUAAUAAUGAAAAAUGCUGUGUUUAGAUUUAAUUGUAUUUCCAAUUUUAGCAUUUUGCAACCUCAUAUAUUAUGGGGAUUUACAAAUGAUCAAAAAAUAUUUUUAGAGAACAUUAUAGACAUUUUUCCAAUCAAAGUAUCAACAGGAAUUGUUAAAUUAGAAGGCAAAGAGAUUGAAAUAAAUAAUGUAAGCAUAUCAAACUCCACUGGUACUGGAUUUUAUAUAUCUCUUUUGAAUGAGGCAAGUUGUGUAAUUAGUGAUAUAGUAUUCACUUCAUUAAAAUCAUUAUUUUUGGAAAAAAAUGAAAAUGGAGGAGCUAUUGUAUUAGAUACUACACAAAUUUUUAAUGCAACUAUAAAAAUAUAAACUAUUAGAUUGAGCAAUAUUUAAUGUAGAUAAAAGGGUGGUUUUAUAUAUUUAAUUAAUGGACAAGGUGAAUCUCAAAUUUUCAUAUCUAAUGUCAUACUUUAAGAUGUAUAUGCUCUUUAAGGAUCAAUUAUUUAUAGCGAAAUUUCUGCUUAAUCAAAUACAUCUAAAUUAAUAAAUCUAUAAAAUUUUCAUAUAAAGAAUACUCAAAAUAACCAAUUGAGUUUCUUGAGUCAAUUUAAUAAUUUAGAUGACUUAGAUGAAUUUUAGUAAUUAAGUUAUUAAAGAUAUUUGAUUUGCAUUUAUAAUGCAUAAACUAUUGUAAUAUCAAAUUUCUCAAUUUUCAAUCUAAAAUAUGAAUCAUUCCUUUAUGUAACCAAUACAUUUUAGAUAUAAAUCAAAAAAAUUGUAAUAAGUCAAUCAAUAUUCUUGAAUGCUGUUAUAUAAAUAGAUAGCAAAAAAAGAAAUACUACUAUUUUUAUGAGUGAUUUACAUAUAUCAAAUAUUUCUAUUUUUGCUGUUAUUCCAGAUAAAUUUGAGUGCUUAAUCUAAUAGAUUAAUCCAAUGCCUUACUAAACUUUUUCAUGUUUGAACCAAUACCUUAACAGGAUAUCACCUAAGAAUUUAACUUAAUUUUAUGAAAAUUAGUAAGAUAAAAAGGCAGGAUGUGUUAUAAAUAAGAUGAAAAUACAAAAUAGAAAUGAAAAUUUGAGUGUUAUUGAUAUCAUUCCAUUUAAAUCCAAUAUGACAAUCUUAUAAGUGUAAUUCUAAGACAUAGAUUGUGAAAAUUGUUAGAAUGGUUUAUUUAACAUACCCAUAAAAGAAAGUUAAAGUAUUUUAGAUAUCAAAUAUAUCAAUAUUUAUAGAAAUAAAUGUGGUAAAUCCAGCUGUAUAAAUAUUUACAAUAAUAUCCAAUCUCGUCGUAGACUAUAAAAAUUAAUUCCAUAUGUCAAUAAUAAAACUUACUAAGUAAAUGUAUUAAAUUACAUAUGCUAAUAAAAUCAGGGAUAUGAAGGUACAUGUUUAAGAGUAUAAAAUAUUACAACACUGAUUCUUUCUUCUACUUUUAAAAAUAAUAUUGCUGUUCAUAAAGGAGGCGCAAUUUUAGUUAUUGGAAUACAAGAUUUCUUUAUAGAACGAUCAAUAAUUAUUGAAAAUAUUGCAAAUAUUGGAGGCGGAAUAUUUAUGACUGAUUAAAUGAUUUAAAAUAUGACGCUUUUAGAUUCAUACUCAAUUGAUAAUAAUGCAAAAAAGUAUGGAAAUGAUGCAGCCCAAGUUCCUUCAUAAUUGGCUGUUUCAAUAGAUACUGUAAACUAUUUAUAAAAGAGAAAAAUACUUUAAACAGAAAAUCUUGUAAUAGAGUAAGUAUAAAUAAAGGAGUAUGAAGUUAUGAAGAAUGUGUUAUCUAAUACUAUCUAUUUUCCGAAUGGAUAAACUAUCUCUUAAUAUAAAUACUUUGAUUGGCAGAAAGAAGAAUAUUAACCAUACAAAUUGCAUUUAAGAAUAGUAGCCUAAGACCAAUAUGAUUCUAUUAUAAAAAAUUUAGAGAAAACAUAAUGUACAAUUAAAGGUAGAUUACUUGAUGAUGAAAUAGAAAGGGAAUUUACAACUAAUUUUACAAAUUUAGAACAUAUUGAAUUUGAUAAUUAAGAUUAUAAUUUGGAUAAAAUGAUAAUAUAUCUAGAUGAUGAAUUAAAUAUGACUUUACAACUUUAGUUUAACUGUAGUUCAAUUUAUAUUCCAGUAAUAGGAAAAUAACAAUAAAUACAAUCCUACCAUUAAAAUUAUUAUUUGAGAAUGAAUGUUAAAUCAUUACCAUGCCAAUUGGGUGAAAUUAAGAAGAUUUAAACUAAAAUCUGUGUCCCAUGUGAUCCUGAUUAGGGAUAAUAUUCAUUAGUAAUUAAUGCUCAAAAAUGUUAAAUCAAAGAUGACGUCUCAACAAUAGAAAUUAAAUCAGCCUAACUUAAUCUGAGAGAAGGAUAUUGGAGGCCCUAUAUUAAUACUUAUUCAAUCAGUUAAUGUAUUAAUUUACUCCAAAAUUGUAAUGGAGGUUGGUCUCAAGGGGAUAAUUCUUGUACUGUUGGACACAUAGGUGCUUUGUGUGAAGAAUGUGAUUUAUAUGACUCUCGAGGAUAUGGAUAGUUUUCAACAAGCGUUAAAUAUUCUUGUGCUUCUUGCGUAAAUAAUUUUACAAACAUUAUCAUUAUCACUUUGAUUACCAUUAAGUAAAUUGUUAAUAAUAUUUUAGGACAUUAAUUUCUAUCUUAAUUUCUGUGAAAAGCACAUUAGCAUUACUUGAAUAGAUUGCAACUCAAAUUUAAAUGACAAAAUUAAAGUUCAUUAAAAAAUAAAAAUAUUCUUAAUCUGCUAUUCUCAUAAAAAUGCUUACUAAUCAUCUGUAAAUAUUAACGGCCAUAACUACUUUUAAAAUAGAUUUUUCAUUUGUUUUAACUAAUUCCAUAAAUUCAAAAGGAAAUCCCAUCCAAACAAUGACAUAUUCAUUAGAUUGCUUUUUAAUUUAAAUGUUCUCUGUGGAAAUUCAUUAUGCUAGAAUAAUAUGGUAAUUAAUCAUGCCAUUCAUAUACAUCAUUUUUUUUUUAGGAAUUUACAACAUUAUUGUAAAAUUUUGUUCUACUGAAUAUAGUUUGAGUGUUAUCACCACUACAUUCAUAUAUAUAUACAUUUAAAAUUAACCAAAUCUAAUUGGAGGUUUUAUUUCCUUAAUAUCUUUUCGCUCAAUAUCUGGAUAUUAAUGGAUUCAAGCUAACGUAGCUUAUAGGUAUGAUACUCCCUAGCACUUUAUUUGGUUGGCAGUCUUUUGCUUGCCAGGACUAUUUCUAUUUGCAUUUCUCAUACCAUCUCUAUUUUUUAUCUCCUUAUACAUUAACAGAAACAUUUUGAAUGAGAAAAGAAUUAGACAGAAACUUGGAUAUUUGUACAAUGAAUAUAAAACUAGCGCUUAUUUUUGGGAAAUUGUUAAAAUUGUGGAAAAAGAGUUGGUAAUCAUCUUUCUAUCAUAUUAUGACGACGAUAUUAUUCAGAAAGGCACUCUUGUUUUACUUGUUGUUUAUUUAUAUUCAGAAUUAAAUUAUAGAUUUAGGCCAUAUAAAAUGAGUACUCUUAAUAACUUAGAUGCCCACUCAGCAAAGGUUUGUUAAGUUUCCAUCAUUUUGGGAUGUGGAAUAUACAUCAAUUAAUUAUAUGGCAAUAUUGAAACUUAAAUACCUUACUUCUUAAUCUUAGUCGUACUCAAUUUCUUUUACUUAUUGAUGCUUCUUAAUUAAAUAUUAAAAUCUUACUGGGAGGACUUAGAUGAUUAAUUGGACAAAUUGAGGGAAAAGAUAAUUGCUAUAGCUCCUUGGACUAUGGAUUAUCCAUGUCUCAGAAUCUAUUUAGAGAGUAGUAUUAAGAGAAGGAAACGUGUUUAAGGAUAGUACCAAAAGAUUAAAAAAUAUUUACUUAGUUAUGCCAAGCCCAUCAAAGAGCUGAAAGACAAUCUCAAUUCUAUUUAAAACGAAAUUCGACCAUCCAUUAAUAUGUCCAUAACGAUCAAUUAAAUAAGAAUAUUUAAAGAAAUUUAGAAAUAAAUAUGA